AUGGCGGGAUCUCAGUUGAAAAACCUGAAGAAAACUCUUAAAGAGCAGGGAUUCACGGGCCAAACCAACGUCAGAGGCUCGAAGAAAGGAAAUAAGAGACAAGCCAGAGAGUAUGAUCGAGAAGAAAGAGCAGAACAGAUCACCAGGAUCCGCGAGCAGUUUAGUCCCUUUGAGCUGAAGGUGAACCGCGACAAGAGAGCGGUCCAGGGCUCGCAAAAAGCCGCUCAGAGACCAGUCGGAAAGCCUGGCAUUUCCAAGCAGGUCGGGGAACAGCAGCGUUUACAAGCACAUGAGGCACGCAGUCGCAACAAAAAUAAGCUAGGUGGUGUGUUGGAUCGCAGAUUUGGUGAAAGAAACAAAGAUAUGACGCAGGAGGACAAAAUGUUGGAGCGUUUCACGAGAGAAAGACAAUCGCAAUCUUCUACCAAAAAAUCUCUAUUCAACCUUGAGGAUGACGAUGAUGAAGGAGGAUUUGGAGGUUCGGCCGCUGAUGAUGAUCUAUACGGGGGGUCCUUGACUCAUUACGGCAAGUCUCUGGCGCUGGAGGACGACUUCGAAGACGGUGAUCUCGGCCUUCAGGAUUUCAAGCGGGACGCUCCGUUUGACAGUACUCAGGAACUAGAUCAACCCGCUAGAAAGAAGACCAAAGCCGAAGUCAUGAAAGAGGUUAUUGCCAAGUCUAAGUUCUACAAGCAGGAACGUCAAAAGACGCAGGAAAAGCUGCAAGAUGACAUUCAAGAUGUUGACCAGGAUUUCGAUGACAUCAUGUCUGAGUUGAAUGCUGUUCCCAAGAGAAGCAAGCAAUUUGCCGCUCAGGAGAAGUCUAAUACUGACAGGGAAUACGAUACCAAAGUUCGGGAGCUGGGCCUCGACAAAAGAGCUGCACCUGCCGAUCGCACAAAAACGCAAGAAGAGAUUGAGAAAGAGAACACAGAAAAGCGACAAAAAUUGGAACAGGCAAGACUUGAUAGAAUGAACGGCAUGUUUAAUCAAGAUGAAGACCGAGGAGUUGAAGACCUAGGUGACGAUUUUUGGGGAGGCGAUGAUUCUCAAGAUGAAGGUGAGUACGACGAGCACUUGGAUAAUGAUACCAAUCCAGAAGACGACUUAGAGUUGCCUGGCGAAUCGAACGAAAAGGGCUGGAGCAGAACUUCUAGGGCCGUUCCGGUACUUUCGUGCCCACAAAACCAGGAAGAACUGAGUGCAUAUCUAGAACAUCAUGACGCUAACGAACACCCCAGUUUAAUCAAAGAUAUCGUAAAGACCUUCCAGCCUCAAUUAGCAGCUGGUAACAAAGAGAAGUUGGGCAAUUUUGUUGGCGUACUAUUGAGACACAUUUUAUCUGUUUCCAAUUCAUACGACAAGUCUAACUUGAGUGAAUUUUCAGACAUGCAAAAUGCCCUAAUUGCGAUUCUUAAAUCUAUGGCUCAAAAGUAUAAUGAGCCGUUGUCGUUGGCUUGCAGGGAAAUUAUAAAUGAACUCCAAGCCAGGUUUAAAUCACAAAGAUCUCAUGGGCUCUCUGCUUCCGACUUAGUUUUCUUUACUUUGGUGGGCUACAUUUUCUCUACCUCCGACCAUUAUCAUCUUGUCGUCACUCCUUGCAAUGUUCUUAUUGGGGAACUCCUGGAGCAGACAAAACUAAACACUUAUCAAAAUAUUGCGUUCUGUGCCAUCUUAGCCAGAAUUUCUUUAAGCUACCAGCGGGUAGGCAAGAGACUUGUUCCAGAGCUUGUUUAUUUCUUUGAGAAGUCCUUGAUGACUCUCUUACCAAUGAGUGUAGAAGCCAAAGCCAAAAAAGGUCUGACAAAAAUCAAAUGCGAUUCUGAAGACUUGAAGGCUCCACUGUCCAUUGCCGCAAAUGCCAUGGAAAAAUGCCAGCUAAAUCUUCGUCAAGUCUCAAGCCAUAAUGGUCAAUUUGACGAUUUGGAGAUAACUGCACUUCUGUGUAAUAUACUCUCCUCAUUGGACGACGCUAUAUCAAAAAUAUGGAAAGAGGUUUCUGCUUUCCCUGAGCUCACUUUACCUUUCGCAACCAUUUUGAUGGAGUAUGAAACUCUGUAUCCCGAGUUUCCAAUGCCAAGAGCUAUUCUGGACAAAAUCAAAAGAUUACAAUCUUUCAACGAGCACUUCCCCCUCGCUUUACAAAACCACCGCCCACUCAGUAUACCAACACACACUCCAAAGUACGAGGAAAACUUCAACCCAGAUAAGAAAUCUUACGACCCAGAUAGAACCAGAAACGAAGUCAAUAAGAUGAAGGCUCAAAUAAAGAAGGAUCGUAAGUUCACGAUGAAGGAGAUCAGAAAGGACACUAGAUUUGAAGCUAGACAACAAAUCGAUGAAAAGAAGAAAGAAAACGCUGAUUACCACUCCAAGAUGGCCCGUCUUGUCAAUCAAAUUAGCACUGAGGAAGGUGCUGAAAAGGGAAAAUAUGAAAGAGAGAAGAGGUUGAGGGGCAGCAAGAGAUAA
This is a messenger RNA of Lachancea nothofagi CBS 11611, 2469 nucleotides long. The record is from the annotation of a GenBank genome assembly. Lineage: Eukaryota; Fungi; Ascomycota; Saccharomycetes; Saccharomycetales; Saccharomycetaceae.